Molecule: messenger RNA, 1047 nt
Organism: Durio zibethinus
Lineage: Eukaryota; Viridiplantae; Streptophyta; Magnoliopsida; Malvales; Malvaceae
Product: GRIP/coiled-coil protein
Biological process (GO): response to oxidative stress
Source: RefSeq, a predicted model, not a curated record
CAAAAUGAUCGCGAGUAAGAACAAAUUCAAAUUGACAUCUAAAAUGAGAAAAGUCGAAGAAAGCCCGAACAAAAAAAGAACUGAAUUUUCUAAUGACCUGGGGCAAAUACGAUUCCACCCACUAAAUUGCUAUGUCUAUAAAUUAUUUUAUUUGGCAGAAAUUCCGGUCAAUGAAAUGUAUAAUACUGUAUAACGAGUUUUUAGAAAGGAUUGAGAAGCGAGAAGAAAUGGCGAAACGUGUGGGCAGGAGUCGGGAUAGCAGCAGAGGCAGAAAAGGGUGGACACUGACCGCUGCCGUCAAUAACAUCUUCGAGUUUUUCAGAUUGGCAGAGUUCGAGAUCCUUUUCUUCCUCUUCUUCAUCAUCGCUUUCCUGAUCUUCAAAGAUCUGACGUCGCGGCCUGAAUACAAUCAACUGCUCGUGAAAAAGCCUGGUGGAAUCGACCUGUGGCCUUACUAGGAGAAAGAGGUGGAUGUGAAAUCUCUUGCAUAAUCUCGAGAUGUUGCUUUGUUUCUUUUCCUUCCAGUUCCAGAUGGCUACUUUGUUGUUUGUUUAUCGUUCUUAAUAUCUAUUUAUCGAAUUCUAAGGAACCUCCUGGCUUGAAACUGGGAACACUAGCUUUCUUUUCCCACAUCUAAUGCUUUCUUUCUUUGCCAUGCAUAACAGUCAACUUGUAUCAUUUGCUUUCCUUCUUCACAUGGAUUAACAUCCAUGGAACCACAUUCCAAUUAAAUCGAUUAAAAUUCACCUACUAAAUUUUUCUGAAAUCUAAAGAAUCCGCCGUUGAUAUAGAAGAUAAAAAUUGUACCAUCAAAUAGCAAUGAGAAAGGGCCAAGUCUUGAACACUAACAGAACAACCAGAAAGCAAAAUAAAGAGAACAUCAAUCCAACAUUCACCUUGAAUACAUCAUUGGCAGUUCAAUUGUCUCUCCACGACAAAAAAGCAUAUAAUCAUUUUUUGUCAGACUAAUACAUCAAAACUAGCUCUUAAAAUAUUGACAAGCUAAAUGGUCCUUGUAAUAAUGGCCAAAAAGAAUUUUUUAAAAAA